Messenger RNA from Saprolegnia diclina VS20, 1345 nucleotides. Its product is annotated as serine/threonine protein kinase. Bases 107 to 1261 code for a protein of 384 amino acids. Gene Ontology annotation, biological process: protein phosphorylation. The transcript is spliced from 2 exons. NCBI's taxonomy places the organism in Eukaryota, Oomycota, Saprolegniomycetes, Saprolegniales, Saprolegniaceae. Gene Ontology annotation, molecular function: ATP binding; protein kinase activity. The record is from RefSeq and is a predicted model, not a curated record.
CCGGCGCUAUCCGGAGAUACCGGCGAAGCACGCCAAAGAUACGCUGGCCGCGCGGCCGGCGCGCGUCCUUGCGCUCAAGGCGGCGGCGCAGCGGUCAUCGCCGCGGAUGGGUGCGUCCAUCAUACACGCAUACGCGCGAUACAGUGCGCGUGGACUCUGCGGCGAAAUUCCGAUCAGGUCGAUCGUCAACCGGCUCGGACACAGGAUGAAGGCAGUGGGCUGGCUCCUCGCCGCGACGCCGUGGCUAGCUGUCGUCGCAGGCGUCACAGUGCUUGCGUAUGCGGCGCACCCGACAAUGCACCGGCGGCGGCGCCCCGCCGCGGCGCCGUACAGAGAGGUGACAAAGCCGACGCUCGUCGGGUCGACGGGCGACCAAAGCACCCUCGACACCGAGAGCGACCGACCUGCCUACGUCGUUCCGCCGCCGCCGGCCCCGUGCGAGAAGUCAUACACGAUACACGAUUCCUACGAGCUCGGCGCUGUCGUCGGCAAAGGCAGCUUUGGCACGGUUGUGCUGGCGACGCACCGGUCGUCCCGGCGACCCGUCGCCGUUAAGAUCAUGGACAACCUCUCGCUCGCAGAGAGGCGCGAGGCCAUGAAGGAGUACACGCUCUUGAAGCGCCUCCACCACGACAAUGUUGUCCGCGCGUACGAGUGCUUUGUGCACGGACCCUCGGUCCGCAUCUGCCUCGAGUACGUCCCCGGCGGCUCGCUUGCCGACCGAAUGCGUCAGCGACGGCUGCACGAACGUGAGAUUCACGCACUUGCAAGCGGCCUUCUUCGAGCGCUGCAACAUUGCCAUGCGAACGGCGUUGUGCAUCGCGACAUCAAGCCCGCCAAUGUCCUGCUCCUGCACCCAGAUGAUCUGGAGUCGGCCAAGCUCGCAGACUUUGGCCUCGCCGAGCGCAUUUUUCUUGGUCCGUUGCACGACCGGUCGGGCACCGAAGACUUUAUGGCGCCCGAGGUCAAGCUCCGGCGCCCGUACGGUACGCCUGCAGACAUUUACAGCCUCGGCGUCCUGCUGCACAUUCUGAUCGCGGACACGCCGCCGCGCAUGAGCUAUUGCCCCCGUCGACGCGCGAUCGCAGCGACGCUCGACGGGCACGCGUACCGCCACGUGUCGCGCGCGCUCCGCCUCUUUGUACAGGACAUGCUCGUCGUCGACGCGGCCGCGCGGCCGACGGCCGACACGCUUCUCGAGCACCCGUACAUGCGCUAUGGGUCCUGGACGCGGUCCGGGUCCACGCCCUUGUUGUUGUAGACUGUAUUCUCUUUUGUGACGUACAUGGUGUCGAGUGAUGAAUGAGACUUUGUUCCAAGUAACCUCGCUCAAUGGUCAUGCGAG